Molecule: messenger RNA, 8488 nt
Organism: Lytechinus pictus (painted urchin)
Lineage: Eukaryota; Metazoa; Echinodermata; Echinoidea; Temnopleuroida; Toxopneustidae
Product: E3 ubiquitin-protein ligase RNF19A-like
Exons: 10
Coding region: 1059-3425 (788 amino acids)
Biological process (GO): protein polyubiquitination; positive regulation of proteasomal ubiquitin-dependent protein catabolic process; ubiquitin-dependent protein catabolic process
Cellular component (GO): cytoplasm; ubiquitin ligase complex
Molecular function (GO): zinc ion binding; ubiquitin protein ligase activity; ubiquitin conjugating enzyme binding
Source: RefSeq, a predicted model, not a curated record
ACAUGUAGUUAAUCUGAUACUGCAUAAAUGUAGAGUGUGCGUCAUUGCUGCAUUCAGAUAUUCCAUGGAAAAGCAGUACAGUGUGACAGUGCAACUAGAACUACGUUUCCAUUCGUUCUAUUCAUCCCACAGUGUGCGGGGGUAGUAGGGCGGUCAUCUACAUGUCUGCGGUUUGGGGGAAAGAGAAAAAGGAACAAAAAAAGACUUGAUUCUCAGUAUUUUGUCGAACAUACUUCUCUACAAGAUCCUCUUCUUAGACUGAUUGAUUCCAUGUACAUGGAGUCUAUGCUCUGGUAAACAUAUUGUCUGUCUCCUGGCGCUUGUUCUUCAGAAAUUCUAUGCAGGUUAUUGUUGAUUUCUCUUUGCUUUUUGGAGCGUUGUCAUUGAUUGUAUUGGAUGAAGUGGUGUAAUCAUUGUGAAUAGUUUGUGUAGACUGUAAUUUCAGAAUCAUACCAUGGAUCUACUUUAACUUUAGGAUUUCAUAACAUUUGGAUUAUGUCACACCCCAGGGCACUUAAGAAGAAGGGCAGGAGCUGGACAUUCGUACCCUAUCCUGUGGAUAAACAAGAAGAGACCGAUUCAUCUCAAUAGAUAGUCAUCUUGCUCUAAAGCCAUUGGAAACACCUGAAUUUUGUCUUGCAUUGUUUCAUCUCCCACUAGAGGUUGGAGUACCUUUCUGCUCUUAUCAUAGUCAUCUAUCAGUGAUCACCAAGACUUAGAGUAUCCCCCAUCAUUUCUAUUCCUUCAAGGUAAAAAAAGAGAGGAAAACGGGAGGAGAAAGCUAUUGGGAUGUGAUCUCGGCUACCAUUACAAAAUUCUUUUAUUUUGGAGAUGACCAUGUAUUUGAGUUUGAAUGGGGAUGGUAGAAGCAUCAUAGGAGAUGAUCAUGUGACAUCACAUUGAUCAGGUGACAGAGUGAAGGUGGUGAGGAAGGAGUUCUUUUGGAAAAAUUCAGUUUUCAUUUUGGAAAGGAAUGAUAUUUGGGCGUUCUUGUGUAUGUAAGCUAGAUUAAAAGUUUCUGAUUAUUUUAAAGUUUCACUCUUAAUUGAGUUUGACUCAUGCAACUCACAAUGAAAUCUACGGACAUGGACACCCGAUCAGUACAGUCUGGAGGCUCACAGGCCAACAGCAUAGAUUCCACUGUCUCCAAGCACAGAAAGCAAGGAGGUGGGUUCUUUCGCUUCUGGUCAGGGCGAUCCAAACCGCGCAAGAGCAGUACCGACUCGGAUCAUAGCGGGCUUGGCACUCCACGAAGCACACGACAGGUCGGACGGUCACGAAGUGCUGCAGCCUACAUCAACAGCACCAAUAAGAAGGGGCCCGGCACAAUGGAGUGCCCUCUGUGCCUAAUGGAACGACCAAAGGAACAGUUUCCAGAGAUCAUCACUUGCGACCACCGCUCAUGUCGGGAGUGCUUACGUCAGUACCUGAAGAUUGAAAUCACAGAGAGUCGAGUGAACAUUGCAUGUCCUGAAUGCGCAGAGCCUCUUCAUCCGAAUGACAUUAAACUCGUGUUGCAAGACAGUGCUCUUAUGAAUAAAUAUGAGGAGUUCACAUUACGGAGACUACUCAUGAUGGACCCAGAUUGUCGAUGGUGCCCGGCGCCAGACUGUGGAUUUGCUGUAAUAGCCACUGGUUGUGCCAAUUGCCCUCAGUUGUCCUGCCAGCGCCAGGGAUGCGGAACAAGUUUCUGCUAUCACUGCAAGCAGAUAUGGCACCCUAACCAAACCUGCGAUGCAGCCAGACAACAACGCAUGGGAAUCAUUCGUAAAACAUCACUUAGUUACAGCCAAGGUUCAUCAUCACAGGAUCAAAUCAAACAGUGCCCUCGUUGUACAGCAUUGAUCAUCAAGUUGGAUGAUGGUUCAUGUAACCACAUGACAUGUGCUGUAUGUGGAGCUGAGUUCUGUUGGCUGUGUAUGAAGGAGAUAUCAGAUCUACAUUAUCUCAGCCCCUCUGGAUGUACUUUCUGGGGUAAGAAGCCAUGGAGUCGUAAGAAGAAGAUCCUAUGGCAGCUUGGGACUCUAGUAGGAGCUCCAGUUGGUAUAGCACUGAUUGCUGGAAUAGCUGUUCCAGCUAUUAUUAUUGGGAUUCCAGUAUAUGUUGGGAGAAAGGUGCAUGCAAAGUAUGUGAGUAUGCCGAGACAUCGUCGCAAUCUAGCUAUUGCUGGGAGUGUAUCACUGUCUAUCAUUGUAUCACCGGUGAUUGCUGCCCUCACAGUUGGAAUUGGUGUGCCUAUCAUGCUGGCGUAUGUAUACGGAGUAGUGCCUGUCUCACUCUGUCGUAGCGGUGGAUGUGGGGUUACUACUAGUGAAAGUGGAGGUGUACGCAUUGCCCUAGAUGAAGAGAACGAUAUUGGUAUCAUUGGAGCAGACAACAGAUCAGAAAACAACCCAGAGGUGAACAGCGUUGCGGCAAAUGCAAGUAUAGGAGAGGCAAGUGUCCUGAAUCGGGAGAGCACAAGUCAUCUAGAGGUUGCAGGGGUUAUCACUGAUGAUACAGUGAGUGACAAUGCUAGUACAAGGGCUAUUGCUGGGGCUAGUCUUACAGGAAGUCUGUCAGGCAGUGGAGGAGUGGGGCCGCUUGUUCUUAGCCAACACAGGAUGGAUAUCCAUAAUGAAGUAGUUGGUAAGAGACUAAGUCUAAGUAGUGAGACAGCCUUUGAUGCCUAUUCUGCAUCUUCUAAUGAUAGAGAUUACCAAAGUUCAAAGAAAGGAGCAACCACCAACACACCACUAGAAGUUCAUGUUGACAUUGAGGGACCCUCCUUUCCUAUAUCUCGCCACAACAGCAGUGGAAGUAGUAACAGUACUGACCAUGGUGUUCCAGGGACCAGCGGAUCUUCUAGGACAUCCACAUCCUCCCUUCGCCAUACUGCUAACAUUGAAGAGGACUUUAGUGGCCGUGGGAAUGAAGGGGACGUAUGGGAGCUAAAGACCAGUGCCAAUUCACCUGUUAUGGUUGCAAGGGGCGCAACAGCUUCCGCCUGCUCCUCCAACACCACAACAACAAGUGCCAUGCGCAAGAGCAAGAGUCGUUCACGUAGCGGGAAGCGCAGCAGCGUCAAGAUCAGCGAUCGCAUCUCUGAAGCACCCUCCCCCUGUCCUGAUUCAGUAAGCAUCAAUGAUUCCUUGAAUUCAGAGUUGAGUGCCGUAAUUGCAGACAGUGAGUGUCACUCUGAGACAAGCUCAUCAUCCAAUGUGGAUGCAUCAUUGCCAUUGGCUGAAUCAAAGCUGAAGGGUGAUUUAUCAAGCAGCACUAGCUCCUCUCAUGGGUUCCCUUUGAAUGCUAAGGAUAGUCAAUCUUCGCUCACAGAGGUGGAGAAUGAUCGGCCUGGAAGUGGGAUGUUAAUACGUGAUGUGUGUCACUCUUCAUCUAGCUCUGUUAAUGUGUCUUUAAAUAGAGUCAUCACUACAGACUUGUGAUAAGUAGUGUGUAUGUGACUUGGUUAUGGGGCCAUUCACACUGCUAUACAAGUUUUAUCAAUGCUGAUUAUCACAUGUUAUGGUGUAAACCAGUGUUGUACUCUUAUUUAGGCUUUGGUUUAUCAUCUAUCCUGUACUUAAGAAGUAAAGAGUAUUAUCUAGUCAAGUCAUAUGAAGUCUCUAUAUUGUUCAAAUGUCACUCUGAUUUGAAUUAUAAUUUAUCAAUGGUGAUGUUGAUGGUCCAUUUGUAAGAUCGCUUGCGUUUAAAAGCAACUAUAAAAAUAAAGUGCAAGGCCCAAAUGUGCAUUUUUAAUUGGUUGAAAAUUAAGUUGCCUUUUAGUUACUUUUAAAUGGAAGGGGCCCUUUGCAAAAUACCACUGAGGACCUUUGAGCCUGUUGCUGAAAAAGUUCCCUCAUGCUUCAAAAGGAUAAUUUUUAAAAACACAUAAAUUCAGCUUUCAUGAUCACUACAAAUUCAGAAAAGUGGUUUUAUAUCUGACAUGUGAUGAUUAUCCCUAUUGAUGAAAUCAGUUCUUGUAAAAUCAUCUCAAGGAAGCACCACCAUCUUCACUUUUUUUUAAAUGAAGUAAAUGAAAAGAACAUAAACCACAUCAGAAAUGUAUGAUAAAAUUGGUCAGGCUUGUUUGAACAUGCAAAGGUCAUUAGUUGGCAAAAACAUAUCCAGUUGUAAUAUCUCUGGCACAUUACGAGUUAAAAAUAUUUAAAAGUCAGAUCCAAUUGCUCAGGAUAACUUGUACAAAAUUGACUUUGACUCGUUUGAUCUAUGCCUGAGAUUUGUUUGACUUGGGUAUACAGAAAAUGUGUAGUAUGCCAGUUUCAACUUGUCUCCAUUGGAUUAAACAUAAUUCAUAAUCAGAUUGGCAUGGAUAAAUUGCACUGGAUUCUCUUUUAAAUAUAAAAUAUAAUUCAUAGUAAUAUCUAAAUAUUGCUUUGCCUAGAUUGUAAAGCAUUUUUAACAUGCCUGUUGUAUGUUUCUUUGAAUUCCUACACAUGUUUACUAUUUACGAACCAGCAAGUAUUGAUUGACAACUCAUAAAUAAUUCGGUUCAGUUUUGAAACAUUUUACAUACAGCCUUAUGUGUAAUAAAAUAAUUUCAGGAGUUAGGGUUUAACUCUAGUAUACUUGUAGUUACAUCUGGAUGUUUUAGUGCAAUGUAAAUGACCAUUUCAGCAAAAAUAUGUUAUAAAACUAAAGACAAAUUAUGAGUUGGAAACAGUGGACUUUUCAAGCUUUGCUCCUUUUGACAUUGUUAGCUCUCAUAAAUGUCUUGCUCAUUGUACAUUCAUCCCCUGUAUCAUAUAUUGUCAUAAGAUUAAAACCUAAAGUACAGUAUAUGUGUAUCAAGCUCAAUGUUUAGUAUCAUAUACUGCAUACACAGUAGGUAUUCUAUGGUAAAUUGAGAUCAAACAUCAUUUUUUAAAUCAAAGUUGAUUGUUGAUUGUAUCAAUAUAUUCAUGUAAGCCUUUACACUUUUGUCUGAAAUUGAUGUAGUUCAUAUUGUUGUUUCCAACUUUGCAGUUACAUGUGUAUGUAGCUUUUGUUUAAAGACGCAAUCAGUGUACCGUAAUAUUAUUAAAAGAGGAACUCAUUAUUUUGUUUUAAAGAGUUGCAUUUAAUACUCGCUCCCUCUCUCCCUCUUUCUCCUCUAAAUGCUUGUGGGGGAAUAGAAUAGUAUACUUAAAGGGGUAGUUCAGCCUGACUAAUAGUUCGAUGUCAUAUGCGAGCAACUGCCACACAUAGUUAGUGAAUAUGAAUAUAAAUAGAAGCAUGCUUGAUAUGUCUACUAAUAUAUAAAAUGAACAAGUAAAACCCUUGUCUUAAAAGAAAAAGACAGUUCAUGAAAUUUUAUAUCACAUGGCAUAUGGGGAGCUGCUCGCAUGUGACGUCCAAAAAAAAAUUGUUAAAACUGUUAAAAUCAAUAAUACAUUAUUCUUUUUUAGAGAUUUUUUGCCAAACCAUCGUAAUGUUUGUUUUAUCUGUUUUCACUAAAAUCAACUUUGCGCAAGGAUAAAUUCCCCCUUUGAAAUAUAACAUGGCACAGCCCAGACAUAAUAACUAUUCUGUAGUGCACAAGAGAGUCCAGAAUAAGCAAUUAAGCAUUGAUUUGUGAGGUUGACCUUUACCGGGCAUUGAGUCUUAUUCUUUGCUGAUCCUUAAUUUACACCUAUUUUAGACAAGAGAAUAAGUUCAAAUAUAGUGAAUGAAUUUGAUGCCUUUCUAUAUACACAAAGAAAAAUAGAAAUUGAUUGUGAGUUUUAAACUAGGGUCUGUUGUGACUGAAACCUUGAUUUAAAUUGAGCUGUAAUGUGUAGCAUAAGUCUCCAGUAUUUUUAUUUCAUGUAAAAUGUCUUGUAGAGGUAUUAGUACUGGAUUGUAUAAAGUAUAGUAUUUGUAUAUAUGUGUCAUGAAAAUUGGAUGUUAUAGCUUUGUUUUUCUUUUUUUUCCAGAUGUUCUAAUGCAACAGAAGUUUAUGGGCUCUGAGAGUCUUAGUGUCAUAUUUGACAAUUUUUUUUGUUUAACUAAUCUUUGAAAUUAUCUAUCAUAUAAUGAAAAAUAAUGCAUACUAUUUUAUGUUGAUUAAAAACUGUCACAAAUUACCAUUAAGUGAUUACCUGUAUAAUAGAGUUUGUUUUCUUCCCAUUUUUGGUUAAUGCCGAAAUAGGAUAAGAUAUAGUACUGAUGAUUAUGUGUUUUAAUUGAUUGUGAAAAUGGAUGACACGUUUAGAAGUAAAUGUUAAGUAUGUUGUGUAUAUUUGUGCUUUUAUUAUUUCUGAAAAUUGACAUGCUUUGUUGGCUGAGAUAUAUUAGUGUCAUGAUGUACAUUUUGAGAUUAUACAAAUGCUACAUUUAGUGGUGAUAAGAUUUUAAAACUCCUUACAAUUCUAUGGUACGGGUUGAAAGUAUUUAACAUACCAAGUCUAGAUGUGUUACAUUAAGAUAAUUCAUGAUACUGGGUAUCAAUACUCGUUACACGUAUUAAAAGUAGAAUGGGUAAUUAUCUUCUUUUUUUAAUCUUUGUUUAUCUUUAUUUUUGUUCACAAUUCUUUGAUUGUAUACAUCUUUAAAAAAAAAAAAACUUACAAUGCAAUGGCAGGAAACAAUAAUUCUAUAAUAAUUUUCUCUGUGAGCCAAGUUCUUACAUGAUGUUGUGACGUUGGUUUUUGCCAUGAUAGCUUUCCAGUAUGGUAUUUGAGGGGAAUAUGUGUGCUGAUUUGCAGAUAUGUUGAGCUACAGUAGGUUUUGAAGCUUGUUGAAUGACACUGUCAAUGUAUUGUUAGCGAUACAGUAUGAGAUUAGCAACAUAUGAAUGAUGGCCUGAUGCUUGGAUUUUCACUCAAAAUUAAAAAUAUAUAUAAGGAGAAAAUGGAACAGUUUUGAAAGCCAUCACAUGCCUGACCAAAAUACUUCUACUUUUAAAGAAUUCAGUUUAUGCUGAUUGCAACAAUCAAUGUAUUAUUUCUACAUAGAUUACUUUGCAACAGAAGGAUAUAUAGAUUAUUUUCAGAUUAUUCUUUUAUUUUAUUUUGCAAAUAACAAGUAUAGUUUUAACAUGAAAGUGAUAUGCACUGUUGAUAUGAUGUCUAUGUAUAUAUGUUUUGCUUACAAAUGUUUCAUUUGAAAGAGCAUUAUAGAGCUUUAUUCAUUGAACUAUAUUCAUGUAGCCUUCAUACUCACAGAUAGAGUACAGAUAUAGUGUUUCAUGGAUGUGGUAUUUAUUACUCCCAGAUUAUGUAUCAUUUACUGUAGGGUAUUACUUAAUCCUUUUUAAAUCACUAGCUUCAUAGUUCAUGAGGGUCACCAUUUGCCUAAUUUUCCUAAAAUUAAAAUGUACCCAUGAUCUUAAAAAAAGAAAUAUAAAAACAAUGAAAUUCAAUGCAGGUCUGUCAUGAUUUUUCUUAAUCAUUGAAAUUAAAUAUUGUUUGAAUUUAAGUUAAAAUCUGUACAAAAUAAUUAAGAUUUGAUCAAUGCUCAUUUUAAAUGUUACACGGUACAUGUAUCUGUAAAAUCUAGGAAUAUCUUUUUAUGGUAGUAGAUUUUAUUAAUUUGUUUUGUUUCCCAAUGGCAUUAUGUAUUUUAGGACCCCCAAUUCUCUUUUUGGAGGAAAGGAUAUGAAUGUUUACAAUUCAAAGCUCUGGAUCAUAUAAUUUAUUAAUUUGAAUUUUCACUCAAUAGGGAAAUGUUGUUUCAGACAUGUUUUUGUUCAAGUUCAUGCCUAUUUUCCAGUUGGAAAGUCUUGGGGUCUGUGUAUUUAUGUACAUCAGUGCGUAUCUGUUUUAACUUAGUUCUACCUUAGUAAAGUUAAUGUUUUAUGAUGUGUUGAAAUUAUCAGGGAACUUAUGAUUCUGGGAUAUAUUAUGAAAUAAAAACAAGUAGUUAUCAAUCAAUCUUUCUACUUACAAAAUGAUUUAUUUCUUAUUAAAGUUUCCCAUGAUACAGUAUAGCAUUUAACUGACCCCUUUGUUUGGAUUUUUUAAUGCUGUUGAAUAAUGUAUGUAAACAUGAUAUUAAAGGAUUCAUGUACACAGAAUUCACUUUUUAUUUAUAGCAAUUUCAUCUAAUGUAAACUCUCAUAGUAGUACUUGUACAUGUGAUACCUUGCUAUUCAUUGAAAUGCUUUAUAUUAAAUGCUUAAUGGUCUUUUAUUAUGUAAAACUGAUUCGCUAUUUUCUUUUUCUACAUGCUAAACCAGAUGAAAGAAAUGCUGUAUUCUGUGGCAUAAAAUGGCGGUUUAUGCAUAUUGAUUGUGAAGGGGAAAUGUAAUCUAUUCUCAAUGAAUUACUGCUUUUGGUGAAAUAUCUCAUUAUUUAGGAAAUUCAGUGCUUCGUUAUUGACUUAUUUGUUAACAUGGAUGCACAGAUAUUAAAGGGAGUGAUUAAUCACGGGUUUUGUUCUUUGUAGUGUCUUAUAGAGUGGAAUCAGUGGCAAGUAUUCUUUGUGCAAAAAAAAAGGUUAUUUCUCUGAAGAAAAAAAACAAAAUGUUCAAUUGAAACAAGUUAUGUAUGUAUCGAGUUUUGAAAAAAUACACAUCUUGUGAAAUCAA